Microbotryum saponariae is the source of this 5961-nucleotide messenger RNA. Lineage: Eukaryota; Fungi; Basidiomycota; Microbotryomycetes; Microbotryales; Microbotryaceae. The record is from the annotation of a GenBank genome assembly.
AUGGACCGGAGAUCAUCCGGAAAGGUUGGUGAUUUUCACUGCGUUUGGGGAGUCGUAUCUUUCUCUCUUGUGCGACAUCUCCACCUCCGACCUUUUCGACACGAGCCGAGUGAUCCAGCUUGUGGCGACGCUAUUUUUUCGUACGACAACCCGACAGCGCCGCCAAUCCCGCUCGAUUGGGCCGUCGAGGCGAUGAGGGACGCGCUUGGAGAAGGGCGCCCUCAUUGUUGGACGUCGCUCAUGAAGGCAGUGGGACGUCGUUGGCCCGACCCCGGGUUCGCCGAUAGAGUGGCUCAAGACUUCCACGGAUGUCGCCAGUCGUCGUCUCGGGCUUACGACCAUGUCGGGGAGUGGCGGGCGCGGUACCGUGCCUUCGUGCACGACAACGAUAGUUUCACCCUGUCGCCGCUUCAGCUCGCCACGACCUUCUACCAAUCGCUCAGUGACUCCUCCAAGCGGGAAGUGCGGGCGGGAAUGUUACGUGAAUACCACGACAACUCGCUGGUGACAAUUGGGCGAUUCGGACUGAAGGUCCCGUCCAUCGACGAGAUUACCGAGUGGGCCGCUAUCGCCGACGACAUUUCUCCUCCGCCUUCGGUUCCGACCCCACCAAGCCGCACCGCGACCUAUGGCGCGAUCGUCAAAGCUCCCCGAGUGAGCCCACCUGCGACCAACACGCCCACCGUCGACGAGAGGUUCCCGAUCCGACGAGCUCGAUGGGUCGACCGCGCUACUAAGUGGCAGCAAUCGCACUUGUGGAAGGACCGCUCCACCUGGUUUUCCCCGGCGCCCAGCGGGGUACCCACCAGCAUGGCUUGCUUCAACUGCGGACGAGGCGGUCAUUUCUCGCAGCACUGCACCGCGGAGCGUCAAUCCCCGGUCGCCGUCCAACUCUCAGCGGUCGCUGUGGCCGACUUGGAUGACGAAGAUUGGUCCUCGGUCGCAGGUGGUGACGAGGAUCCCGAGGUGAGAGUCCCCAUUUCACUCGAGCGUGUUCAGACUCGACCUUUGAGUUCCGUUUCCGCUUCAAUGACGCGCCCUUCUUGCCCUCCCGCAGACCCCGUUGGCCGAAUGAAAGAAGGGGCUUCUUCUUCAGUCGACGUCGAAGUCUCAUCAAGUAAUCCGCAGCCAACCGCGCCGGCAAGUGAUGCAGAUCUACGUCGUCUUGCCGAUGACUCGACCGACUCUGCGUUUGACGCGGUGGAAGACGUCCCCUCUUAUGCUGAUGCCGCGUCGCGAAUGCGGCGAUACUGGGGGCCGGAGGUGGUGUCGUCGCGCAAAGCGGAGAGGACUGCAUCGGUGAGCUCUGUUCGUGUUCCGGUGCCGUUGGGGGUUUCUCUCUUGGAGUCCGACACGCCCCUGAUCGACGUCGACGACUUCGCCCGACCCGCCGAGCCCGCGAUUGUGCGCGCCCGCAAUAUUAUUGCGUGGACGUUGCCGUCUGGGCGAACGCUGCGUUGCCUCGUCGACUCUGGUUCGGAAGUGGACUUGGUGGAUCAGGAUGUCGUGCGAACAGACCCGAGUUUCACGACGUCCCGCCUUACCGCGCCGCUGCACUUGCGCCUCGGCACUCGCGACAAAUCUGACCGCUGCGCCGUGUUUGCCAACGCCCUCUUCACGUCCGGUUCCCUCGACCUCGGCUUGCGGGCGUUUUUCAUUUGCCGUGUGACGGCAUAUGAUGCUAUCCUGGGUUUGCCGUUUCUGAAGGACACCGGCAUGCUGGUAGGCUGGGGCGUCUUCACCGUCGCACGGCCGGGCCCUUCGCAGCCGGUCGCCAAGGGCACUCACGAGUGGGAUCGCGCAGUCACGGUGGCGCCCAUCUGCUCCGGCUCUGCCAUUGGCUACGAUCACCCAGGGUUGCUUCCUGACGACGAGAUCAUUGGCCUCGAGCCGCACAACCCUCUACUGGAUGUCGUCGACGACCCGGCGCUCGAGGAUUUGUCUGAGUCCGAAGCACGAACACGAUUGGCUGCCUUACUCGAGAAAUACUCUGAUGUGUUCGUAGAUUCGCUCCCAAUGGACCGACUCCCGCCUUAUCGACCCGUCAAUCACGAAAUCCCUUUGAUCGACCCCAACGAGAAGGUCAAGCCGAGGGUCUAUCCCCUUGCCGACAAAUAUCGUAGCCAGUGGGCGGAGCAUUCAGCUAAGUACACUCGCGGUCGCUUCUGGGUUUCUGGUCCGAUCGACUCUGCGGCUCCGGUCUUCGCCAUUCCGAAAAAGAACUCCCAGACCGCUCGCUUUGUGAUCGACCUCCGCGCUCGCAACAGCAACACCGCCAAGCGUUUUUCACCUAUCCCCGACAUGACCAGUGUUCGCUACGAAGUGGCACGUUCGCGCUACCGGUCCAAAUUCGACGUGGCCGCAGCGUUUGAGCAGGUGCGGGUCAUACCCGAGCACGUCGAUCGCACCGGCUUCGCCACGGUCACGGGCACGUACACGUCGCGGGUGAUGCAGUUUGGGGACACCAAUGCGCCCAACACCCUGAACUUGUUGACAUCGGCGAUGUUUCAGCCGUGCCUCUCGUUUGCCAAGAUCUUUUUCGACGAUGUUCACGUUGUUGAACUUCGCUCCAUCUCACUUCUAGGACAAUAUGCGCUCACUGAAGUAGAGGUGCCUCGCCUUUUGGUGCAGUGGUAUAUUGUUCCUUCAUAGGUUAUGAGCCCAGAGCAACCAGCAGGUCAUGAGUUCAUCCCCCUGGGUCAGGCAAUUUUGCGCGCAUACACUCAGCGUCCCGGCCCCGCACUUGCCCAGCAGCGUGCCAAGCACCCUGGCGCAUCGACAGUGCUCACAGUGCCCAAGCUGCACUUGCCCAAGCGACCUGAUCACAUGCCCAGUUGCCUCACAAGCCGCACCACUGCCACAAGCUCUUCAGCUUCGCGCACAGGGGGUGUUGAACUUCGCUCCAUCUCACUUCUAGGACAAUAUGCGCUCACUGAAGUAGAGGUGCUCGCUUUUGGUGCAGUGGUAUAUUGUUCCUUCAUACACGUCCAUUCCGAUACUCGUCGCGCGCACUUAAGACACAUCGAGAUUUUGCUGAUGACACUGCGACAUUAUCGGUUCUACUUAGGAUCCAACAAAUCCGAGUGGUUCUCAAAGUCGUUAGAUUCCUUGGGCGCGAUCAUCUCCGACGACGGCAUCGAGGUCGACCCGGCCAAGUGGGAGCGUAUCCGACAGUGGCCGACUCCACACAACAAGACCGACGUUCAGCGUUUCCUCGGCACCGUGAAUUGGAUGCGAGAUCACCUGCCCCACCUCUCGAUCACCUUGGAGCCCAUCACCGCAUUAUUAGCGCAAUCGACGUCGUGGCGUUGGAACGAGCGCGAGCAGCAGGCCUUCGACACCGUCAAGUCCCUCGUGCCAGCAACACUGCGACCGAUCGACGGCGCUAAGGUCACCUCCGGCGAGCACAAAAUCUACUUGUUCACCGAUGCCAGUCGUGUUGGCAUUGGCGCUUGCCUGGCCUCGGGCCCCACUCGUUCGCAGGCCAUUCCUACGCGAUUCUUCUCCGCUAAGUUCAAUGGCGCUCAGCUCAAUUAUCACGUCACUGAUAAGGAGUUCUUAGCCGUCGUUUCGGCGUGUCGGGCGUUCGAGCAGCACUUGAUCGGUUACCCCUUCGUCAUCGUCACCGACCACCAAGCCCUUCGCACGAUUAAAACGCAGAAGUUACGCCAAACACCCCGGCACAUCCGCAUGUGUCUCGAACUCAGCCGUUUCGACUUCGAAUUCGAAUUCAUUGCGGGCAAGAACAACUCCCUUGCCGAUUCGUUGUCACGCUUGUGGGAAGUCAAGGAGGGAUCGCCCGAGGAUCAGGUCAAGGAGAAUGAGUUGGAGGAUAUGUUCUUUGAUGGAGAACGCCACGGAUUCACUACACACGGUGAGAGCCUCCCUGAGGAACGUCCUUACACCUCACCAUCUCCCGAUCGGUUGCCUCCUGUUGAUUUUGCCUUCGGGCCCCAACGCGACGAUUGCGAGGCAGGCUCUCCCGGAUACUACGCGCUCAAGGACGAAUCGCAAGACGAGGACGUGAAUGGACGGGAUUUAGGGAAUUUGUUCUUGAAGGAAGAAUGCCACGAGUUCACUACACCUGGUGAGAGCCUCCCUGAGGAACGUCCUUACACCUCACCUUCGCACGAUCGGUUGCCCCCUGUUGAUUGUGCCUUCGGGCCCUGGGAUCACGGCUACGACGCAGGCUCUCCCGGUUCCCAUCGUCUGGCCGAGAACAUUAUGGACGCCGUCGACUCUUCUACCGGUCCCCUUUCUCCUCCCAUCGCCGUCAAUCGAGUUCAUGCUAUCGCCGCGGCCCCCGCCAACGACGCGCCCAUUCCAGUCGAUGCCGACGCCGAUGAACUCGACUUACUGGGAGCCGCCGCCGAUGAGGUCAACGACGCCCCUGUAGUCCAUCGACCGCCCGACCCGCUGCCGCAACCUUUCCUCGACGCCGUCAUCCGAGCCUACGCCCACGAUUCGCAAGCCCAAGUCAUUGUUGACGACCCGCUGUCAUGGCCGAUGUUUCGGGUGACCGAGGAAGGGAGGAUCUUGCGUGUACAUCCAGAUGAGUCUCUUUCCCUGUUUGUGCCUCGCGGUCUCGCUACCGGCGUUGUCGACUCCGACAAGCUCCCAUCGCUGCGCGAGCUCGUGCUUUCGGAGAUCCAUCGGAGCGUCGGGCACGCGGGACAUCGCAUCACCUUGGCCGCCAUACGUCCUUUGUAUUGGUGGUCGUCCAUGUCUGCCGAUUGCGCCAAGUUCUGCCAUUCAUGCGAAGAUUGUGCCCGAGGCAAAGCGUCCACUCAAGUCCCUUAUGGCCGACUGCAUCCGAUGCCGAUCCCUUCUGGCCCAUGGGAACAAGUGGCCAUCGACUUCAUGACGGGACUGCCUCCGGUCGAGUUCGAAGGGAUGAUGGUCGCUCAAAUCAUGGUGGUCACUGACACUUGGGGCAAGAUGGUCCACCUGAUUCCCCUCCCAGCCGACGCCGACUCCGAGCUCGUUGCCGACAGGUACUACGCCACCAUCUUUCGACUGCAUGGGACGCCUUCCGCCAUCGUUUCCGAUCGCGAUCCCAAGUUCACCUCGCAGUUUUGGCGAGCAUUGCAGGCGAAGGUCGGCACCGUCUUGCGGAUGUCAACAGCGGCGCACCCAGAGACCGACGGAUCGAGUGAGAACCGAAUCAAGAUGGUCACCCAAACCCUGCGCAUCAUGGUGUCGUCAAACCACGAGGCUUGGGCAUCUCGUCUUGUUGAAGCUGAGUUCGCUCUUAACUCUUCCGUUGCUGUUUCCACGUCUCUGUCGGCUUUCGAGGCGACUUACGGUUACCUUCCUCGACGCUGGCCCACCGAUUCCUGGUCUGUCUCGGACGUCCCGCGUGCGGAAGCGUUUGCCCGAAUCCGACAGUUACGGAAUCUCGACGUCACGGAUGCGAUCAUUGGUGCACGCCUCGAUCAGACUCACCAGGCCAACAAGCAUCGACGCCCGGAUGAUCCCGCCUUUCGGACCGGCAGUUAUGUCUAUCUUUCGACCAAGAACCUGGCAGUUCCUGAAGGGAUGAAGUCGAAGUUGUUGCCGCGCUACAUUGGUCCUUUCCGUAUCCGAGCGGCCAUUCCAGCGACGUCCAGUUACGACCUCGAGCUUCCCCCAGCAAUGUCGCGAGUGCACAGUCGCUUCCAUGCUCGACUGCUUCGCCCCUAUGUUGAGAACGAUGCUGAGAGGUUCCCUGGGCGUGACCCCGCAGUUCUUUUUGUUGAAGAUGUAGCCGACGCGGCCGACAACUCCGCCAUUCCGGAACGGAUUGUUCGCGAUCGUCGGAACGCUCGGGGCAAUCGUUCGUUCUUGGUUCGAUGGAUUGGCCGUAAGGACAUCGAUGACACUUGGAUGUCAGAGCAGUCCCUCCGCUUCGACCAUCCAUCCCUACUCGACGCCUACCUGGCACAACUCGAUCGCUCAAAUCGCCGCCUGUCCUCCCGGUAG